Molecule: messenger RNA, 894 nt
Organism: Manihot esculenta (cassava)
Lineage: Eukaryota; Viridiplantae; Streptophyta; Magnoliopsida; Malpighiales; Euphorbiaceae
Product: mitochondrial pyruvate carrier 1
Exons: 6
Coding region: 397-729 (110 amino acids)
Biological process (GO): pyruvate import into mitochondria
Cellular component (GO): mitochondrial inner membrane
Source: RefSeq, a predicted model, not a curated record
UAUUCUGUUUAAUGCUUUCUCUGGAGUCGACCUCACCUAAUUAAAUUCCAUUCUCCCCCUCCUGCAGUCCUGCUCCGGUGCUCCCUCUCUGGUACUUAUUACCCAACAUCCCCAAAUUCUCCGGCGCUCCCCGGUCAGGUUAUUGCUUUGAGCGAGGAUCAUGUCUGUUUGCACUUCUAAGCAGUGGGUUCCGGAACUGAAUGAAUUGGGGAGUGGAAGGAAACUGGUUGCUUGCUUGAAUUGUUUUGGCUUGAAAAUUUUCCGCUCGGCUUUUGGGGUUUGACUCCUAACCAAGCCAUCUAUUGCCCAUAUGUGGAUCAGGGAGCUAAAACAUAGGUGGAGCAGAAUUUAUCUGUAUCGCAUCUUUUAGCAAGUCCAUAAAAAAAGGUGUUCCGUAUGGCGUCAUUCAGAGCAUUUCUGAACAGUCCAGUUGGUCCAAAAACAACACAUUUCUGGGGACCUAUUGCCAACUGGGGAUUUGUUGCUGCUGGCUUGGUGGACAUGAACAAACCCCCAGAAAUGAUUUCAGGAAAUAUGACAGGAGCUAUGUGUAUUUAUUCAGCGUUGUUCAUGAGGUUUGCAUGGAUGGUACAACCUCGUAACUAUCUACUUCUAGCUUGUCAUGCUUCAAAUGAGACUGUGCAACUCUAUCAACUCUCCCGUUGGGCAAGGGCUCAGGGAUACCUGUCAACGGAGACGGAGAAAAAAGAGAAAGCCUCGUCAGAGUAACUCAAUGCUGCUACUUUUUAGCUGCCCUGUUUUGCUGGGAUUAUUAUUUUGAAUUGCUGUGGAACUGGUAAUUUCUUGGGUUAUUUUUUGAAAUAACUUACAUUUCUUUGUACUAAAAUAGCCAUGCAGCGGAUAAUGAAGUGAAGCUUGGCAUUUAUGACUUGA